GGUUUGUGUUUUAUAGAAAGACCGAAACUUUUCAUCAAAUUUCAAGCGGAUAGAGAGUCAGUGGCGAUGUCUUGGGCUGGUCCUGAAGAUAUUUAUCUUUCAACCUCACUCGCUAGUUAUCUCGAUAGAAAACUACUUGUGCUCCUUAGAGAUGGUAGAAAGCUAAUGGGAAUACUCCGUUCCUUUGAUCAAUUCGCCAAUGCGGUUCUAGAAGGUGCGUGUGAGAGAGUAAUUGUUGGUGAACAAUACUGUGACAUUCCUUUAGGCCUCUAUGUAAUCCGGGGAGAGAAUGUUGUUUUGAUUGGUGAGCUGGACACGGAGAGAGAAGAGCUUCCUCCACAUAUGAUUCGCGUCUCAGAGGCAGAGAUUAAGAGGGCGCAAAAGGUGGAGAGGGAAGCGAGUGAGCUGAGAGGAACAAUGAGGAAGAGAAUGGAGUUUCUUGACUUUGAUUAAACCAGAUUGUAUCCCCAUUCAUUAUUGGCUUGAUGCUCUGCUUUGGCUCGCAAGUUUUAUGAUGAGCCUUUUUGGUGUGUUGACUUAGGGGAUCGACGCAAGUCUUAUGUUUCAUUUUGGAAGAACAUGACAAAAUAAUCUGUGUACUUGUCUUCGGAUUUAUUUACCUUUUUAAGAGAAAAUAUUUAGCAAUUUCUUUCCCUAUCUUGGAAUUGGGUAUAGAUUGGAUGAUUUCUUACCUUAAUCAAGACCUAAGACUUUA
Molecule: messenger RNA, 715 nt
Organism: Arabidopsis arenosa
Lineage: Eukaryota; Viridiplantae; Streptophyta; Magnoliopsida; Brassicales; Brassicaceae
Source: the annotation of a GenBank genome assembly